Messenger RNA from Blepharisma stoltei, 2939 nucleotides. The record is from the annotation of a GenBank genome assembly. Lineage: Eukaryota; Ciliophora; Heterotrichea; Heterotrichida; Blepharismidae.
AUGUGUCAUAAGCUCGACCAGAAUUUAUUUUUUAUUCAAUUUAUUUAUAAUUCAUUUGGAGAAUUAUUGGUAAAUUUGUCAAAAUCCAGACUUGCUAGAAAUAGCAAAAAUAUUACCUAUGCAUUUGCAUAUUUUGAUGAUUCAUAUGGUCGAAAUAUUAUAAAAUAUAAUAAAUACAAUUCACGUAUGUCUACCUCUUAUGAUACAUCGCGAAUAAUUCAAAUAUUGCAAAUUCCUUCUAGACUCCGCAGCAAUGAUGAUAUUAAUUAUCUUAUGAAUCUUACAGCAAAAACAGAAUUUUUUAAAAAGAUAACUGAAGAGCAAAAGUCGUCUGAAAUUCAUAAAGCUUGUUGCCAAGUAAUGACUCUGGAAGAACAUAACCCGGGCGAUGUAAUUGUAAAUUUUGGGGAAAUUGGAUCAAAUUUUUAUAUCAUACUAAAAGGCUCCGCGUCCGUUAAUAUCCCUACAAAGAAAAAGGUCACAUUAAAUCUAACUCAAUUCAAUUAUGGAAGAACAAAACCUAUAAAACUUUGUUAAAUAUCUAGCAUGAUUUACGAAUAAAUAUUAAUUUAUAGCAAUAUUUUGGAAACUUUUCAAGUUUAGAAAUAUUUAUCUAUAUGAUAGUUUCUUUACGAAAGCUUGUACCAAAAUUUCUAGGUCUUAAUUCAAUGAAUAUAAUAACAUUAAAAAAAAAUUAUAGAAAAUAUAAAAUUAAAUUUACAAGCUAUAAAAACGAUUUAGGAUUAGAUUAAUUAUCAAAAUCUUGACUGCCGCAGAGCUAAAAUGCUCUUUUGUGUCUAUUAGAGACAUUGCCGGUCCAGAUACCAAAAUAUUCUUUAUGACGCUUGAGUUCAUACGUAAACAAUGCCACCACCAGCUGAAUCAGCUGCAAAAGAUUGGCUUCCUUGAUGCUGCCCUGCCUGACUCACCUCCUGCGUGUAUUCCCUCUAAGGUCAUAAAUAUCGGGUGCUCUUAGUAGAAGAACCUUAAGCCUCUUCUUGCCCUUUGAGCAGCUCCCUGGCCUUAUGCAAUCUAAGUUAUAAUUCAGAAAGAAGUUCUCCAGAAAAAGCAAAACCCCUAUAAACAAAAUGUGAGAGAACUAGCAAAGCUAAAUUCUUAAAGCAAAUACCAUUUUGUUUCUAAUGAGCUAUGCAAAAUAAAAAAAGUUUUAGUUCUAUAAAAAGGGAGUGAGCAAUGUGGUACCUGAAAAAUUGCAAAAAAUGAUAACUGGAGCAUCUAGUUCUUCAUCAAGUGAUGAUGAAAUAGCUGAAAUAAAAUUUGAUCCUCGGAAAAAAAGAAGACGAGGAGCUAGAGUUAUGAAUGCGGUUGACCUAUUUUCCCUUAAUGCUUCUAUACAAGAAAAAUUCGUAAAAAAGAAUGAAGAACUUGAUAAUCCUCAAUCAAACGAACUACUAAGAAUGAAUGAUUUAUUUAAAGACAAAAUCGAUGAAGAAAAGUCUGUCAUUCUCGAUUUCUUAUCAAAACAGUCUCCAGAAACAAGAGUUGUAGAAAUUGAAACAGAGGAAUUAACAAAGGUUUCCAUAAUCUCUGAAGGCGGAAGCUUUGGAGAAUUAGCACUUAUAAGUGAUAGACCAAGAGCUGCUACCCUUAUAACAGAAGAAAAGAUUUUAUUAGGAGUCAUAACCAAGCCAAAUUUUAAAAAAAUUCUUGGGAUUAUUUCCGAAAAAAGGCUAAAUGAAAAAGUCGAAUUUCUCCAAGCUUUGCCAAUUUUUUCAAAUUGAACAAAAAUUGCGCUCUAUAAGUUAGGGUAUUAUUUUAAACGAAUUUCGUUCAAAAAACACCAGUAUGUAUAUAAAGAAGGAGAACCUGCUAAUACUGUAUAUUUUGUAAAGUCAGGGGAAUUUAAGGUAAAAAUUAUUUAGAUUACAAAACUCCAUAGUGAAAAGAAAGGGGUUGUUGAUACCUCGUGCCUAGAUACUAAAAGGAGUCGAUUGAGUAGCAACGGGACUGUGCUGAGGCUGGGAAAAAUGAGAAAAAUUGAGGUGCAAAAGCAAUUGCAGCUUGUUAUUAAAGGAAAAAACGAAAUGAUAGGGAUGGAAGAAGCGCUUGAAAAUCAUGAAAAAAGAAUUCAUUCGUGCCAAUGCUGGUCUGAUGAAGGAGAAUUGCUAUGUAUCAGUAGAGAUGUAAGCUAUAAUUAGAACUUGAAUACAGGAAUUGCGUACCCUGAUACAUGGGCACAAAUAAGAGACAAGCAUAAUGCCAACAAUGAAUAUUUUAAACAUAGAGUAACCCAGCUGACAAGAAUUGAAGAAGCUAAAAAAUCAUUGGAUUUUUCAUCUUUAAGUAAAAUACCUGCAAAAUUCCUCAUAAAAGAAAAAAAAGACCCAGGAAUUGAAAAGAUGUGCUAUGCAUAAUGAAUAAAAACUUUUCUAGUGAUAGGAUUUUACAUUUUCUAUAAGAAAAGGGAGAAUUUGUUAUAAAUUGCAAAUUUUUUAUUUAUGAUGGGAGGCUUAAGAGAAUCUGGUACUAAUAUUGGCGAUAAAUCAAGAGAGAUGAGUCCUGGAUCUACAAAUCAGCAGGGCAGUAUAACAAUAUCUCCUAAACAUAGCAGAAUUGAAUCAACACCAAAUCCAGAAAGAGUAAAAACUGAGGAGUCUCCUGUGGAUAGAUCAAUCUACCACAUACAUAGAAGAGUUGAUACAAGAGUAUCCAAUGCUGAUAGUCCAUCAAGCCCAAAUCACUAUGUCAGUCCUUUUACAAGGUAUUCUAAAAAAAGUCCGAAUAAAAAGAUCAUUCACAGAAGAGUUGCACCUCCCAAUUUUCUUAGGAAUUUUAAAUCCAGAAUCCCGAAUAAAAGAGCUGAUGUUUUGGUAGAAGAGCUUGCAGGUAAAUAUAAAGAAAGUGUAGAGCAAAGCAUGAUUAAAUACUCAUCUGAUAUCCCUUCAUAUAAAAAAGAAUCCAAAAGCUACUUUCUUUAA